UCUACGCUCCCCGCCAGCAACGCGGUCGCCCCGCUCACCUUCCAUCGACGAGGCCGCCCCGCUCACCUUCCAUCGACAUGGCCGCCCCACCCACCGCCAUCCCUGCUCCCCGCCAUCAACGCCCCGCUCUAUCGAUGGAAGUGCUGAUGGUCCGCGGCCGCCCACGCAAUCAACGCCAUGGUGGAUGGCAGGAUCGGCUUGAGGUCGACGCGGGAUUUGGACGAGGCGCUGCUGUGUUGGGAGCACAAACUCCCCAUCUCCGCCACUACUGAAGCCCUUGUACCCCUAACCGACGCCGCUGCUGCUAGGGAGCUUCCACCCGCGCGCCUACAACGAGAGCUAGCAGCAGUAGCGGUCGUUAUCUUGUCGCUCCUGCUCCGUUUGUUUACCCAAGUCCCAGCCUAGAUGCCGCAGAUGGAGGUGCCCACUAAUCAGAUCCCCGCAGGCUGGUUCACUGAGCCGGCUUCCGAGCAGCCCAUGGGCUUGCCCAGGACCGGCUCUUCCAGUCGCCUCAACGCGCAGGCGCCGGAGUUCGUGCCGCGGGGCCCGCCACCACCGACGCCGGCGGUUGUGCUGCCGCCUCCGCCGCAGCGGAUUUGCUGCCAAGGAGCAACAGGCGCGGGAGCCGGAAGCGGAGAUGCUCCCGCCCGCCGCGGUGAAGACGGAGCCGGUGUAUGUGGGCAAUUUGGUCGGUUGGCACGGGCUAUGCAUCAAUAGGCACCGUCAUCGCAGUAGGACGCGUGCGUGAUCAAGCCUGGAUGGGACGGUUUUGACACAGCACGUCCUGUGUGCGAGGAUCUCGAACUGGGUCAGUUCGUGGUGAUGUUCUUCUAGGAUUCUUUCGUCAUUUCUUUUACUGCAUUGU
Molecule: messenger RNA, 865 nt
Organism: Zea mays
Lineage: Eukaryota; Viridiplantae; Streptophyta; Magnoliopsida; Poales; Poaceae
Exons: 2
Coding region: 406-717 (103 amino acids)
Source: RefSeq, a predicted model, not a curated record